CGGGAUUAUUGGCCGCCUUGGGAUGACGUUUAAUUUAAUGACAGACGACGGGAAGCAAGAAUUCCCUUAAAUGCUAUAUCAUGAGUAAAGUAAAAGGCAGCACCCUGCUCGAUACAGGUGUUGACGAGAAUACAAUGCACAAAUUGAUAUCCUAUCACCCUAUUUUAGCAACUAUUAUUGCUGGAGCCUUAUAUAUACCUAAACCAUUACACCUUCACCUCACCCCUUUUACUGAAAAUGACAACCAAUUUAACACCCCUAUCCUCCCUCCAGGUAACCCGCCAACAAAUCCCUCCCUGGCGCCACAACCCCAACACCUCCAUCCAGCAUAAACCCCUUUCCAUCUACCACGGCGCCUUCAAACCCACCGCCACAGCGUUUGAAAUCAGCCAACAUCUGACAAAAAUCGGCGUUGUUGAGCCCCAAUGGAUCUAUUCCAUGUACCCUUACAGCCACUUGCACACCACAACCCACGAAGUCCUAAGCAUCGUCUCCGGCAAAGCAAAGCUAUGUUUCGGCCAUGAGGACAAUCCAGAGCGUUUCGAGGCCGUUGUUGCAAUCGGAGAUGUCAUCGUUGUCCCCGCUGGACUGGCUCAUAGGUUACUGGAGGAUAUCGAGGGUGGGUUUAAGAUGAUUGGCGCGUAUCCAAGAGGUAAAGAGUGGGACAUGUGCUAUGGGAGUGAAGAGGAGGGGGACAAGUCUGCAGAGAUUAGGAAAGUGAGUUGGUUUGAGAGGGAUCCUCUGUAUGGCGAUCGUGGGCCUGUGCUUGAUAUGUGAAGAGGGUUGAACGGGGUAUUUUUAAUUAUUAAACUAAGUAAUUUAGAAUAAGGGAAAACAAUAAUGAAAUCCAUGCCUGAGAACGCAUGCAAUGUUUGUUGUAUAUACAGGACAAAAGAAAUACACUUGGGGAAGAAAGAAAAAGACCCUUUGUUGCACUCAUCAUUUUUCGCCAUCCCGGAUCCGGCCAAAAAGGGAAAAAUGUGAGAAGGUGAAACUUGAAAUUGAAUGACAAAUGAAGAAGUGAAAAAGAUGAAAUAAGCCAAAAUAAACGUAAUAUAAAAAGGAUCUGAACAAGAAAGAGUGAACCAGAACAAGG
Molecule: messenger RNA, 1096 nt
Organism: Blastomyces gilchristii SLH14081
Lineage: Eukaryota; Fungi; Ascomycota; Eurotiomycetes; Onygenales; Ajellomycetaceae
Product: cupin domain-containing protein
Exons: 1
Coding region: 238-777 (179 amino acids)
Source: RefSeq, a predicted model, not a curated record